CUCCUUCUGGGAUCGGCGUCCUUUUCCCGCAAACUGGUGUUGCAAGAAAUGGGCGUCCACUUUCACGUGUGCGCCCGUCCGAUUGACGAAAAGAGUCUCGGUGACCGGACCCGGGACGCCCCGCACGUUUUGGUCCGGAACCUCGCCUCGGCCAAAAUGCAGCAUUUGGUGCGCGAAAUACGUGCCGGGAACUGUACGGAUGAUUUACCUGCACCUUUGGGACGGACGGAAUGGAUCGUCUUGACCGGCGAUCAGGUCGUCACGUGUGACGGUGUGAUUUUGGAAAAACCCGAAAGUGUACAGGAAGCCCGGGAUUUUGUCCGUCGGUACGCGUCGAAUCCACCGUCGACCGUGGGAUCCUGUGUACUCACGCAUUUGCCGUCGGGAACACAAGUUUCGGGAAUCGACACGGCGACCGUACAUUUUGAUCCCCGCCUUCCGGACGAUCUGGUGGAUCGGCUUUUGGCCGCCGACGCACCAAUCCUGUCCUGCGCGGGCGGACUCAUGGUGGAACACCCGUUCGUUAAGGAACAUAUUGUGCGGAUUGACGGGACCGAGGACAGUGUCAUGGGCCUGAGUAAAGAUCUCGUUCUACGACUACUGGAUGAGCUC
Messenger RNA from Phaeodactylum tricornutum CCAP 1055/1, 612 nucleotides. RefSeq lists its product with no specific name. NCBI's taxonomy places the organism in Eukaryota, Bacillariophyta, Bacillariophyceae, Surirellales, Neidiaceae. The annotation marks the transcript as partial. The transcript has a single exon. Gene Ontology annotation, molecular function: nucleoside triphosphate diphosphatase activity. The record is from RefSeq and is a predicted model, not a curated record.